CAUCCAUACAUUUCUUUUCUUUUUUUCUUUUUCUUUUUUUCUACGUGCAGCAAUCCACUACGUCCAAUAUCCCUGUACAGAGUAGAACUACUUACGUCCUCCCCAUUAAUAUUAAUGAUUACAUACUUGGUGUUGUUACCGCUGACUACCUACGUAACCUAAACUACCUUACACACAUACCUCACCUAUUCGGUCUUCUCUCUCUUCUCUCUCUCUCUCUACCUCUCUCUAACUUGAGACGUUGAUACGUUGAGAUGAAAGGGACGUUACAGUAGAGCUGAUAUAACGCAAUAAUAUUAGGUACAUAAUAAUAUAAUAACACGGAAAAUAACAUCAAGAAUAACAAGAAUGCCUUCAAUCGAGCUAGGAGACUCGAUACCUCCUAACACUGCUCACGCCGUGAGCGUUUCGCUUCCCACGUGGAGGUCAAACGUCGGAUAUGAAGAAGGGGAGCAAUGGGUCCUUGACGUUAUGGUUACCGGCUACCCCAGAUUCUUCAUCCAUAAGAGCAUCCAGGCAUUCGGUCGCGACAUCGUCGCCAAGCACGGGUCUGCCAACCACCAGGCUGUUCUGUUUCCUACUAAAAAGACGGCAAACAGGUGUAUCGAGUUCAUCCGAGACAAGGCGCCCGAGUCUGUCUUGGCGGACCUCGACGUCCUGCAUCUCGUCUUGGACCCGACUAAGAAAGCCCCGGCUGGACUGCCUGACACCCCGUCUAUUUCCGCUGUUCUCUGCACCUCCGAAUCAUUCCCCCUUGCGAAGCAGUACUGGCAGCACUCUGGCGACGGUGUUUCAAGCCGACGUGCCGAGUUCUACCAUGCUUUAUUCAAGGAGAAUAUGCUCGUGCCCGAGGACAAGGCGUCAUCAUCACCUCGCCCUUUGAAUAAACUGGUUCGCGGUCCAAAAAGGUACAGACGGACAGCUUCCGUAGACGACACGACAAAUGGGUCCAACGGGGCAAACAGCAAUCGCCAGUAUCCCGUAACCCUUGAUCCUCCCGCCGCCGAGGCAACAGACGCACUCGAAAGCUCGAGGUUCUUGGAAGAGCGAUACGGCAGAAAUCUUGACCUCUCCCUCGUUCCCAAUGCCAAGUCGGCUAUUAGACGCCGCAUCGCCGGCGUUCUAACCACGGAUAUCGAUCUAGAAAGCACUGCUGCCCUGCCAACGAUGGAUUCUAACGCCCGUGGCAUUUCAAAUUUAAAGGAGGACGACAUAUACCUGGUACCCUGCGGCAUGAACGCCAUAUUCACAACUCACCAGACCCUGCUCAAGGCACGCAACCCCGAGAAGAGUAUCAACUUCGGAUUCCCCUACGUUGAUACUCUCAAGAUCCUCCAAAAGUUCGGACCCGGAGCUAUAUUCUACGGCCACGGAUCUAGCGCUGACCUGGACGACCUCGAGAGGCGUCUCGAAGCCGGGGAAAAGUUCCUCGGCCUGUUUUGCGAAUUUCCCGGAAAUCCCAUACUCACCUGCCCCGAUCUUGCGCGCAUCAGAAGGCUAGCCGAUAAAUACGACUUCGCCGUCGUGGUAGACGAGACCGUCGGCAACUUCGUAAACGUGAACGUGCUCCCCUUCGCCGACGUAGUCGUCUCCAGUCUAACGAAGAUCUUCUCCGGGGACUGUAACGUGAUGGGCGGGAGCAUAAUCUUGAACCCCAAUAGUCGGUACUACGCAUCCCUCAAGCGUGUCAUGAUGGCCGAGUUCGAGGAUACGUACUGGGCCGAGGACGUGAUUUUUAUGGAGCGCAACAGCCGGGACUUUAUCUCGCGCAUCGACCGCGUUAACGCCAACGCCGAGGCCAUCUGCGAGAUUCUCGUCUCGCACCCCCUCGUCACCAACGUCUACUACCCCAAGUACAACGAGUCUCGGCCCAACUACGAGGCCUGCAAACUACCGACCGGCGGGUACGGCGGGUUGCUGUCGUGCACGCUCAAGACGAAGGCCCAUGCCAUGGCGUUUUACGAUGCCCUGGAAACGGCGAAGGGCCCAAGCUUGGGAACAAACUUCACUUUAACCUCGCCGUACGUGGUGCUCGCGCACUACCAGGAGUUAGACUGGGCGGCGAGUUUUGGGGUCAAUCCGGAUUUACUCAGGGUCAGCGUAGGAUUAGAAGAGGACUUGGUAGAUAUAUUCAAGAGGGCGCUCCAGGCUGCUGAGGCGGUGCAGGAGGAUGCUGAAUAAACUAAAAUAAGCUAAGGGGUUGAGAGAUAAGCAAGAGGUGAAGGGGGUAAGGAAGUAGUUGGACGGACGGGCGGACGGAUGGAUAGGUAGAUUCUCAUACAUAGAUUAGAGUGGAAGAAGUAUUUGACUGGCUCCUCAACGACCGGAAAAUGAAUGGGUAGGAGACAUGAACGCUGGUAUACCGAAAAAAGAACGGGCCAUCCUAGAGAAGAUAGAGAAAAGCUAGAGAAAAGGAAAAGAAAAAAAAAUAGUAAAGAAAUUGAUACAGUGGAUGAAUGAAGGAAUAAAUACCGAACGUAGCAGAUGUAAGUAGUAACCUCUUAUAGCACAGUCUAUCUACAUACUUUACUCGAUUGAUUUCUAGGUUAGGCUAUGUUAGUUUCUAGAUGAGAUAUACCUACCUGGAAACAUUAGUUACUACAAUAGCAAACAAACGGAACGCCUCGCAGCACACGCACUUGGUCACAUACCCAGCUUGGUAGCUAGGUUAGGCACAUAUCUCUUAACAUACCUACCUAAUGCACCAUCAACAGCAACAGCAACAGCA
Molecule: messenger RNA, 2728 nt
Organism: Daldinia caldariorum
Lineage: Eukaryota; Fungi; Ascomycota; Sordariomycetes; Xylariales; Hypoxylaceae
Product: PLP-dependent transferase
Exons: 2
Coding region: 349-2181 (610 amino acids)
Biological process (GO): transsulfuration
Molecular function (GO): pyridoxal phosphate binding; cystathionine gamma-synthase activity
Source: RefSeq, a predicted model, not a curated record